Drosophila ficusphila is the source of this 555-nucleotide messenger RNA. RefSeq lists its product as uncharacterized. Bases 62 to 517 code for a protein of 151 amino acids. NCBI's taxonomy places the organism in Eukaryota, Metazoa, Arthropoda, Insecta, Diptera, Drosophilidae. The record is from RefSeq and is a predicted model, not a curated record. The transcript has a single exon.
CUGAAAAAGUGAUUGCUAGUGAACGCAACGAGCAGAAAAAAUAAAUAAAAAAUAUAGAAAAAUGCGUGUGUUGCUGCUCCUUUUGGUCUCGGCUUUUGUCCUGAGUUCGGCAAGCUUACUGCCCCCAAAACUGGAGACUUCCGAGGUGGCGGACAUCAGUCAGGAAUCCGAGAAUAACAAGCUGGAGAGCGUGGAGUCCAAUGAAUCCGUAGCAUCAGCCAAGGAUGACAGCCAUUCUUCUGAGGAGCCUAAGGAUGCCAUGAACGAAGUUAAGAAAAAUGAAUCUUUGGAGGAAUCUUCAUCGGAGGAGGAGAAGACAUCAAACAUUCAUAGAAGGCGCAGAUCGGCUGACAGUGUUAGAUACAGGAACCUAAAUCUUUUAGCCACUAUUUGCCCAUACCGUGAUACAACCGUAUUGGAGGAGACCACUAUUUUAGAUUCCCGCAUUGAAAUAACAGAAAUGUAUGCAAUUUGUAAAGAUCUUCCAAAAAACAGUGGAUUAGGUGGGAAAUACUAGUCACAAGCGAAAAUAAUAAAGUCGAAAGAAAUACAAAA